CCCCCGCCAGCCCGCGGCCCGCAGCCGUCCUGGACUCGAGCGCGCCAGGCACGCGGCGCCCUUCCCCGUCUCGUCUGCAGAGGCGGCGGGGAUGAGCGCGGACGGCGCGCGGGCGCGGGGCGGCGCCGGCGGCGGCUCUGCGGGGGAGACGCGGAAGGCCCUGUCCGUGAUCGUGCCCACGUACAACGAGGUGGAGAACAUCAGGCCGUUGUGCGAGCGCUUGUUCAAGGCCGUCAAGGACGCCGGCCUGACCACGGAGCUCGUCGUCGUAGAUGACGAGUCGGCGGGCUCCGACGAGACUGCCAGGAUCGUGAGGGAGCUCGGGGAGCAGGGCUUCCCCGUCCGCAUCCACUGCCGCAAGAGGGUGGAGGGGCGCGGCCUCAGCAGCGCCGUGCUCCUGGGCUUCCAGAUGGCGAAGCACGACGUGGUGCUGUGCAUGGACGCCGAUCUGCAGCACGAGCCCGAGAGCGUGCCGGCCGUGGCAGAGCCCGUGCUGUCGGGCAGCGCCGAGUUCUCCAUCGGCUCCAGGCACGUCGCGGGCGGCGGGCUCGGCUUCGAGUGGUCCAAGUUCAGGCAGCUCGUCAGCUGGGGCGCGACGCUGCUGGCGUGGCCCGUGGCCGCGUCGACCGACCCCAUGAGCGGCUUCUUCUGCACGAGCAAACCGGUUUUGGGGCGCGCGGAGGGGCGCCUGAACUUGAUCGGCUUCAAGAUCGGCCUCGAAAUCAUGGCGCGCUGCCGGUGCCACCCGGUGAAGGACGUGGCCAUCACCUUCCAGGAGAGGAACGCGGGCGAGAGUAAGCUUUCCGCCAAGCAGUACCAGCUGUACUUGCAGCAGCUCGCUGGCUUGUACGUGGACUGGGGGUCGGCGUCGAUCUUCGGCCGCUGCCUUCGUCUUCGUCCUUCAUCCCUCCGCCGUUUCCUCCUCCCUCCUUUUCUCUCCUCUUCCUCCUCCUCCUC
This is a messenger RNA of Prorocentrum cordatum, 957 nucleotides long. Lineage: Eukaryota; Dinophyceae; Prorocentrales; Prorocentraceae. The record is from the annotation of a GenBank genome assembly.